GGAGGCGCUGUCCACGAGGCCCCACCUCUUCAUCGCUACUCCAUAGCGUCCGACGCCAGUCCUCAAGCGGUUGAGGGUUGUCCACUGCUUUCGGGGGCAGGUCCUGGCCAGGGACGUCCAUGGAGUCAUCGAUGUACUGGUGUAGCCUAGAUGGUUCCGCUGACUUCCACUAGUCUCUCCAUCUCGCCUUGACCCAGGCGGAUUAUUUAAUACAAUCCUUCAUUUUGUUCCCCCAGAAUCAUGUCCCGUGCCGGGGAUGAGGACAAUUUUCCUGGUUUUCCUGCCAGCGACAGCUCUAGUUUUAGCCAUAUUUGUUUGCGUGGUCUGUCGAAUGAAGAGGGUAAAGUCCCUGCUUUUUCCAGGAAUACCAGAUCCAAAACGUGUCUUCAAUGACCUCUUUGAUGAUUACAAUGGCAACUUCCAGGAAUGGAUCGGUGCUUCUAAAGAUCUAAAUGUGGACUGCCAGUCAAACUGUAUUCCAGUUGAGUGCCAGAUUGAAGAGGAGGCGGUGAGAGUGAAGACAGAGUGUGAGGAUUCUCCCGCGGAUAUGAGUGGAAGCAAGGAGCCUGCCCCACAGAGCAUGAAUGAAAACAGUGAGAGCUCCAGAGAGGAUGCAUCAACAUGCACCAACCAGUUGCUGGUCCAUCACACUGACACUAUAAACAUGUCUGCAAUUGUCAUGGAUGCCAACAUGUACAUUAGACUAUGAGACGGACGCUAGGUAAAGAAUAUGUUUUUGUUUUAAAACAUAAGUUGCACCACAGUUGGAUGUCAAUAUGAAACAGAAGGAGUUCCAGAAUGUAAUAUCAAUAGACAAUAGACAAUAGGUGCCAUUCGGCCCUUCAAUUUAUUUAUUCAAAUCGUUUGCUAUGUCGCUCUUCAAGGGAGAUGCUAAAUGCAUUUCGUUGUCUCUGUACUGUACACUGACAAUGACAAUUAAAUUGAAUCUGAAUCUGAAUCUGAAUCUGAAUCUUCGAGCCAGCACCACCAUUCAAUGUGAUCAUGGCUGAUCAUCCCCAAUCAGUACCCACCGUUCCUGCCUUCUCCCCAUGUCCCCUGACUCCGCUAUUUUUAAGAGCCCUACCUAGCUCUCUCUUGAAAGCAUUCAGAGAACCUGCCUCCACCACCCUCUGAGGCAGAGAAUUCCACAGACUCACCACUCUCUGUGAGAAAAAGUGUUUCCUGGUCUCCGUUCUAAAUAUCGAUGGCUUUGUUUAUAGAACUAAAGUUUCAGAAGGCUCUUGCAGUUCGCUGGUCAGCACGGUGGCGCAGCGGUAGAGUUGCUGCCUUACAGCGCUUACAGCACAAGGAACUGCAGAUGAUGGUUAACAGAAAAAGUGAUGGAGUAACUCAAUGGGUCAGGCAGCAUCUCUGGAGAUCAUGGAUUGAUGACAUUUCGGUUCGAGUCUGAAGAAAGGUUCUGACAUGAAACAUCACGUCCAUUUUCUUCAGCAAUGCUGCCUGACCCACUGAGUUACUCCAGCAUUUUGUGUAUUCUUUUUUGUAAUAUAAUGAAAACUAGGAAUGCAGGUGAAAUUAAAAACAGGAUCUUAAAGGUUUAUAGAGUUAGGAAGGAUUGCAAGCUGUGAAGUAAGAGAAGGGCUGUUUAAAAAAUAUCUUGUGAAUUAAAGAGUUGCCAUUCAAUUCAAACAGUUCUGAAGCUCAACAUGAAUGCUAGAGUGCCAGAGACCUGGGUUCAAUACUGACCAUAGCUCAAUGCUGUCUCCAUGGAGUUUGUACGUUCUCCCAAUGACCGCGUGGGUUUUCUCCGGGUGCUCUGGUUUCCUUCCACUUACCAAAGACGUGUAGGUUGGUUGGUUAAUUGGCUUCUGUAAAUUAUCCCUAAUGUGUCGGAUAGAACUAGUGCAUGGGUUCGUAGGUUAAUUGACUUGGGUUGGUAUACUUGGUUUCAGUGUAAAUUGACCCUAAUGUG
Molecule: messenger RNA, 1933 nt
Organism: Leucoraja erinaceus (little skate)
Lineage: Eukaryota; Metazoa; Chordata; Chondrichthyes; Rajiformes; Rajidae
Product: cytokine receptor-like factor 2
Exons: 3
Coding region: 257-709 (150 amino acids)
Source: RefSeq, a predicted model, not a curated record